AUGAGCGCCAUUGCUUCAUACACCUAUGGUAACUUUCUCUGGUUGAGCACUCAAGCUCUUCCUCUUAUUGUCUGGCCAUCCUUUGUCGGGUCUCUUCUUCGGCCUGACAAUGAGACAUGCACCACUUUGGAAACGUACUUUGCACGCUCUUUAGGGCUUGCUCUUCUUGCGCUCAGCCUUACCGUAGUGGUUCUCUCAGGCGUUCUUCCUCUCGAUUCUUCUUCCAAAGAGGCCCCCGAAGGCGCACCGUCUCCCUACGCUUCUGCUGCGGUCCUCAUAUCCACCCUCCACCACGCUUCGAGCGCCUUUUACUGCUACGGUCGCUAUUCCUGGACUGGAGAGACGGGAUUCCUACUUGGCUGUGUAGGUAGUGCUGUCUUUGCGACCUUUGGAUUGUACUGUGUGUUGUUUGCUGGUGACACAGCCAUGACAAGCCGGUACCACAAGUUUGACCAGAGCACGAGCGGAUUCCCUUUCAAGAACUCUCAGUCGUAUCGGGCCAAGAAGAAGGCUCUAUAA
Molecule: messenger RNA, 519 nt
Organism: Fusarium tjaetaba
Lineage: Eukaryota; Fungi; Ascomycota; Sordariomycetes; Hypocreales; Nectriaceae
Exons: 4
Coding region: 1-519 (172 amino acids)
Source: RefSeq, a predicted model, not a curated record